AUGGACGACGCCACACGCGCACUCAUCACCCAUGCGGUCAACAACCAGCAGCAGAGCACCGUAACGGUUCUGUCUUCGCUGCUCGCGGUUGAAGACGCCAUCGGCUACAUCCCCAAAGAGGCCGUUGAUUCCGUAGCCGACCGCAUGGACGCCACCAUCAACGACGUGUGGGCAGUGGCCACCUUCUACCCCAACUUCCGGUUCGAGCCGCCCACCGAGCAUCGUAUCGAAGUCUGCUGGGGCCCGUCCUGCCACGUCAUGGGCGCCACCGCCAUCAUCGCCGCUGCCUUGCAAACUCUCGACUUGGCUGAUGAAGGCGACACCCCCGAUGGCAAGGCCACCCUGCGCUACAACACCUGCUUGGGAGCCUGCGCACACGCUCCGGUAAUAGCCGUCGACCACCACCUGGCCGGGCGCAUCACUCCCGAAACCGCGCGCGCCAAAAUUGUCGCUAGCCUGUCCGCCGACGCCCACCACUGA
Messenger RNA from Geodia barretti, 480 nucleotides. NCBI's taxonomy places the organism in Eukaryota, Metazoa, Porifera, Demospongiae, Tetractinellida, Geodiidae. The record is from the annotation of a GenBank genome assembly.